Molecule: messenger RNA, 4585 nt
Organism: Hemicordylus capensis (graceful crag lizard)
Lineage: Eukaryota; Metazoa; Chordata; Lepidosauria; Squamata; Cordylidae
Gene: EIF2AK3
Product: eukaryotic translation initiation factor 2 alpha kinase 3
Exons: 18
Coding region: 325-3699 (1124 amino acids)
Biological process (GO): protein phosphorylation
Molecular function (GO): protein binding; protein kinase activity; ATP binding
Source: RefSeq, a predicted model, not a curated record
CUGCGCAGGGAACAAACAAAAAAAUCCCCUGAUCUCAGUUUUGAGAUUGGACAGGCACACAAAAUGAAAAUGUUUACAACCAAUGAAAUGAAAGGCAAAUAUAAUUGGUUGUGAACAAAGUAUCAGUACGUGGCCAGAGGGGGUGGGAGAUUAGCGAAGGAUGAGCAAGUUGCCUUGAGGUGCAUUUCGCGCGUGCGUAGCGGAGAGAGUGGGCUGCUGAGGGAAGCCUGCGAAGAAGCCCCUUUCGGUGGCCGUUUGCGAGGCGCGGAGGUUGGUCCUAUGUCCUAGCAACGUCGUCGAGGCGGGCGGCGGGAGGGCCGCUUAAUGCCGGGGCCGCGAGGCCCGAGAGCUCGGCCUGCUCUUGUUCCUACCACCACCGUCGCCCUGGUGUUGCUCUGGCUUCUCCUGCCGCUCUGCGUCUCCCUGCGGGAGGCAGCGGCGUUUUCGGGUGAAGAUAGACCGCCUGCGCUAGGACUCGGCGGCGCUGCGGCUGCUGCGCUUCCCAUAGUAGCCGACGUGACAGUGGAGGACGAUGAGGCCGGCGGGGUGGCCCAGGCGGCGCCCUCUGGGGACCAGGAGGAGGACGCGGCGGAAGCGCCCUCCCGAAGCUGCAGAUCAUUGAUAAUAAUAAGUACUUUGGAUGGACGAAUUGCUGCACUGGAUCCUGAGAACAGUGGUAGGAAACAGUGGGAUCUUGAUGUGGGAUCAGGUUCUCUUGUUUCAUCUAGCCUCAGUAAACCAGAGGUGUUUGGGAAUAAGAUGAUAAUCCCUUCCUUGGAUGGAGACCUUUUCCAAUGGGACCGUGACAGAGAAAGCAUGGAAGCUGUCCCUUUCACCGUUGAAUCUCUGCUUGAAUCGUCUUACAGAUUUGGAGAUGAUGUUGUUCUGGUUGGAGGAAAAUCCCUGACAACAUAUGGGCUGAGUUCAUAUUCAGGAAAGGUGAAGUACAUAUGUUCAGCAAUGGGCUGUCGUCGCUGGGAUGAUGACGAGAUAGAACAAGAAGAUAUCCUCCUUCUGCAUCGAACCCAGAAAACUGUUCGUGCUGUUGGGCCCCGCAGCGGCAACGAGAAGUGGAAUUUUAGCGUUGGUCACUUUGAACUACGCUAUGUUCCAGACAUUGAAACAAGAGUGGGAUUUAUUGAAGGCAAUUUAAAAUCAAACCUAAACAAAGAAGAUUCUAGAAUCAUUUCGGAUGUGGAGGAGCAGGAGGCUGUAAUGAAGGAUACAGUGAUAAAAGUCUCAGUAGCCGACUGGAAGGUUAUGGCAUUUAAUAAGCAAGGAGGACAUCUGGAAUGGGAAUACCAGUUUUGCACUCCAGUUGCUUCUGCAUGGCUAGUGAAAGAUGGCAAGGUCAUUCCAAUCAGCCUCUUUGAUGAUACAAGUUACACCUCUAAUAAUGAGAUCUUAGAAGAGGAAGAAGAUCUUGUGGAAGCUGCCCGAGGAGCUACAGAAUCCAGUGUCUAUUUAGGAAUGUACAGAGGCCAGCUAUACCUUCAGUCAUCAGUUAGAAUUUCUGAUAAGUUUCCAACCAACCCUAAGGCUUUGGAGUCUAGAAAUGAUAAUGCAGUUAUCCCUUUGCCCAUGAUCAAGUGGAAACCCUUGAUUCACUCUCCUUCCAGAACUCCUGUGCUCGUGGGAUCUGAUGAAUUUGACAAAUGCCUCAGCAAUGACAAAUUUUCUCAUGAAGAGUACAGUAAUGGUGCCCUUUCAGUCCUUCAGUAUCCCUAUGAUAAUGGUUAUUAUUUACCCUACUAUACGCGAGAGAGAAACAAACGAAGCACUCAGAUCACUGUCAGGUUUUCUGAUAACAUGAACUACAAGAAUAUCCGCAAAAAGGAUCCUGUUCUGCUUUUGCACUGGUGGAAAGAAAUCAUUAGCACCAUCUUACUCUGCAUUGUGGCCACAACUUUUAUUGUGCGCAGACUUUUCCAUCCCCAUGCUCAAAGUCGACAGCGGAAGGAGUCUGAAACCCAGUGUCAGACAGACAGCAAAUAUGAACCUGCUGUUGGACAGGCUAAAGAUAACAGCUGGACUGACUCUGGAUAUGUGUCAAGAUACCUAACAGAUUUUGAGCCAAUUCAGUGUCUAGGUCGUGGAGGAUUUGGAGUUGUGUUUGAAGCCAGAAAUAAAGUAGAUGACUGUAACUAUGCUAUCAAAAGAAUUCGCCUACCAAACAGGUGCCACACUCUACCAGUCUGCUCUCCUCUGCUUCUGUACUGCUGCUCUUUCCUUCCUCUCAUGAUGUAUCAUUCCUCUUCAAGAGACACUGGUACACUGGAAUUGGCUCGUGAAAAGGUGAUGCGAGAAGUUAAAGCAUUAGCGAAACUUGAACACCCUGGUAUUGUUCGGUACUUCAAUGCUUGGCUGGAAGCACCACCUGAGAAGUGGCAGGAAAAGAUGGAUGAACUGUGGCUAAAAGAUGAAAGUACGGAUUGGCCACUCAGUUCUCCCAGCCCAAUGGAAGUGCCAUCAUUUAAAAUAAGAACUGAGCCAUUCUCUACAGAGGAACACAUUGAAGUUAUUACUACAUCUGGAAAGAGGAAGACCUUGCUUUCUAUUGGGAUACCUUGUGGCCAGUCAGAUUCAUCAGAGAGCCAGCUUUCCCCACUGAAGUUCUCUUCCGUUGAUAAUGAAGACUUGAGCCAGUUGGCAGAACCUGUGUCAAACAUGCAGGACAGCCUUCUCACUGAUUGUGACAUAGGGGAAAGUACUUUUGACGAAAAUGAUCCUGGACACUCCUUUGAACUUUGUCCUCCAGCCACACCAACAGUGAGGGUAAGGGAGAGGACAUCUUCUUCUAUUGUCUUUGAGGACUCUGGUUGUGAUAAUAUUUCUAGUAAAGAAGAUAACUGCAAUGAGUCACUUGAUCAUAGCCACUGUGAGGCUAAAGCAACAAGCACAAAAGGAUCCACUAGUAGGAAAUCCUCUUCAGCAAGCCAUUUGUCCAUUUCUCCACCAAGACCAACAACCUUAAGCUUGGACCUCUCUAAGAAUUCUGCACAAAAAGUCAAGCCUAUGACUCCAAAAGUGUACCUUUACAUCCAGAUGCAGCUCUGCAGGAAAGAAAACCUCAAAGACUGGUUGAACAGGAGGUGUGCAAUUGAGGAGAGGGAAAGGACAGAAUGCCUACUGAUAUUCCUUCAGAUAGCUGAGGCUGUUCAGUUCCUGCAUAGUAAAGGGUUAAUGCACCGGGAUCUCAAGCCUUCCAAUAUUUUUUUUACAAUGGAUGACGUAGUAAAAGUUGGAGACUUUGGGCUCGUGACCGCAAUGGACCAAGAUGAGGAGGAAGAAUCUGUUCUAACACCAAUGCCGGCUUACUACAGGCACACAGGUCAAGUUGGGACCAAACUAUACAUGAGCCCAGAACAGAUCUGUGGAAACACUUAUUCACACAAAGUGGACAUCUUCUCUUUGGGGUUGAUCUUGUUUGAGCUCCUUUACCCUUUCAGCACGCAAAUGGAGAGAGUCAGGACAUUGAGUGAAGUGAGGAGUUUGACAUUUCCCCCGCUGUUCAUUCAGAAAUAUGCACAGGAGUACACGAUGGUAAAGCACAUGCUCUCCCCAAGCCCCACAGAAAGGCCAGAGGCUGCGGACAUUAUUGAAAACCCUUUAUUUGAAGAUUUGGAACUCCCGGCAAAGCCAGUGCUCAGGCAGAGAUCACGGACAAUGAGUUCAUGUGGAAUAAAGCAUUCAAGAUAGCCAGGCUGAUAAUUAUUAUGUGCACAUUCAACACAUCUCAGAAACUGGUCAUUUAGCUGGAGAAUCUAACAUCAAGCAACAUCUCUGGAUUAUUUGUACUCCUAUGCUUUAUUUUCUUAUCUCAGAUUUAUGCACAAAAUUAUGAUGAAUGAAGCUAAGAGUUUGUGUUUGUUCUCAGUCCUCUUGAAGUGAAUGGCUUUCACCACUCAACUAAAAUGUGGCCUACUUUAUUUCUUAUAUACUCUUGUGUUGAGAUCAUGUAAAUAUUUUCUAGCAAAUUGAAAGGAGAAGCCUGCUAUGUAAAUAAUGUUAAAUUCUGUAUUUUUAUAGAACAAAUCUGUCUUGAAGCAUCAUAUAUGUCCUGAUUAGAAUAACUCAAGGCAUGGAGAUCAUAAAGCAAGCUUGAAAUAGAGAAAAACUCUUUUUUAAUUUGUCCCUGGAGGAUAACUUGCAAAGUGAGAAUAGUUUUAUGGCCAUUAAUCAGCUUUAGAUUAAAUUGUAUUUGUUUCUACACAGUAGAGGUUAUUGAAAAACCUUUAGGUGAAGAUAGAAGAAGAUUUAGCAAAAGAAUUGGUUGGAUACAAGUCUGAACUGCCUUUGUAAGAAAGUAAACCUUUAUUGAAAAUUUGGUAAUUCCUGAAAUGUAGUAUCUAAGAUAAUCUUGCAGGCUUGUAGUAAACUCUGUCCGACACACUUCUUUAAUAGAAUAAGUUGAUAACUGAAUAACACACCUCUUUCUCACUGUAAAUAUGUUUAUUUUUAUUUAUAAAAUGGCAAUAUCAAUCCAUUUGGGUUGGUGGUGUACAGUAUGCACUCAGAACAAUUGUCAGGUGCAUUUAAUUACUGUGACUUCUUUCAAGUCUGAUUUAAUAAAUUUUUAUUUAGA